Molecule: messenger RNA, 2573 nt
Organism: Acinonyx jubatus (cheetah)
Lineage: Eukaryota; Metazoa; Chordata; Mammalia; Carnivora; Felidae
Exons: 3
Coding region: 1-1050 (349 amino acids)
Source: RefSeq, a predicted model, not a curated record
AUGUCUGCCACGCAUGCGAACACUGAUUUUGCGGCUGCAGCCCGGCCCACCUUCCUUCCCAACCGGCCUCUCCAGCCUCGGGGAGCUCCUUCCCCGGUCCGGCCACACAGCCCCCACCUACCCGCCACUCCGCACAGAUUCCGGCCCGAGACGCGCCUCCCCGAGGCUUUGGCCGCCCCAAACCCGGCCCCUUCGGCCACGGGGAGCCCGGGCCUCGAGAAACCGACCAGCUGCUGUCGCCAAGGGGUAAGGUUACCGCUCCGCUCCGCGGCCUGCAACCCGGCCACCUGCAGGGCCUGGCAGGCGCCCGAGCUCUCCCUCCUGCCCGCGGCCCGCGCUGGGACAGGACGGGCCGCCGCCCGGGAGACGGGGAGGCCGGCGGCCCCUCGCGACCCGCGGCGACCCCGCCGCCGGGCCCCCACCCCGGCUCCCGGACGUCCUGCGGCGUCAGCGCCGCCCCCACUGCCGCUCACCCGGGCCGGGACAGUCUUGUGUCGGAGAGACCGCGCAGCGCGAGAGGGCCGGGGGAGGUGGCCGGAGGGAGAGCAAGGGGGAGCGCGCCCAGCACCGCUUCGGCCUCCUCCACCCGCCAAGGAGGGGAAAGAGGAGAGCGGAGAGCACAACAGCCCGCGCCUCGAACCCGCCGCCGCGCGCGCCCGCCGCCGCCUCAGCCUCGGGGGAGGCCACUACGCUCGUGCCCGCGCACGCCGCGCAGCUCUCCCAGUCGUCCCAGCGCCCGCCCGCUUUUCGCCGCCCACUCGCCUUCCUGCUGCGGCCACCUCCCCCGCCCCUCCUCUGCUCGCACGCCUGCGCCCUUUCCGGUCGCGCAGGCCAAUGGCAGCGCGCCCCCAUUACAUAAGCGCCAGGGGGCGGGGCCUGGCGGCGCCGGCGACCCCUGCGAGACGGGAACUGCAGGGGACGUCGCCCUCUGUCCCCGGUGCCCCUCCUCUCCCGCGUGCGCUAUGUAGGCGGCUUCAGCCGGCGCCGCGCCGCGUGUUCGCUGUCCUGCUGGGUGACGGCCCGCGGCGUGUUUCACAAGUCGCUCGCUAGCACACUCACUCGGGCGGCGGCCAGCCUCGGCCCCCGCGGCCCUUCGCACUCGCCUCCCGCCUCGCCGGCGCCCUGUUAUGCUGUGGCUCCGGGGACUGGCCGGGAGAGGUGCGCCAGCGCCGCGGCGGCGUGGGACACCGGGCAGCCCGCCACCCGGACGCACCGCCGCCCUCGCCCCCAGUGCGGCCCGUGGGCCCGGCAGCUCCUAAUAGGGACGCGGCCUUUGUUCUCUCAUCGGCCUCCCUUUACCGCGUUCCCACGGAAACCCCGGGCAGGAACCUCUGUUUUCCCAAAGGAAUCUCAUUCAUUGCUGUGGCUUUAAAAUAAUGAACUUCGGGGGUGCCUGAGUGGCUCAGUCGGUUGAGCAUCCGACUUCAGCUCAGGUCAUGAUCUCAUGGUUUGUGAGUUUGAGCCCUGUGUCAGGUUGUGUGCUGACAGCUCAGAACCUGGCGCCUGCUUUGGAUUCUGUGUCUCCUCUCUCUGGCCCUCCGCUGCUUGUGCUCUGUCUCUUUCUCUCUCAAAAAUAAAUAAACAUGAAAAAAAAAUUUUUUAAUAAUAAAAUAAUGAACUUCAGAUGACCCUACAUCUAUCUUCUAGUUCAAUUCUCUUCUGAUUUCUAAAUUGAUAUAUCCAAAUGCCUAUUUUCCAUUUCCACUUUAAUGUUUUAUAGACAUUUCACAUUUAAUACCGUAUGGUAUUGAAUCAAAGAACCUAUUGAUGGUAAAUCACAUUUAUCUCCACCAAGAUAAAAAAAAAAAAAUUACUGCCACUUGUACUAUGGCAUAAUGCUAAGAUACCCUUGAUUGUACAGUAUCUCAAUUUCAGAGAUGUUAGAAUUGGUUUUUAAAAUACUGCAGUUUAUUAGAAUAGCAUCAAAAAGAAUAAAAUACUUAGGAAUAACUUUACAAAGAAGUGCAAAACUUAUAUUCUAAAUGCUACAAAACAUUGUUGAAAGAACUUAAAGAAAACCUAAAUAAGUGGAAAGGCAUUCCAUGUACAUGGAUCAAAAAAUGUAAUAUUAUAAAACUAGCAAUAUUCCCCAAAUUUAUCUGCAGAUUCAGUGCUUCCCCUAUCAAAAUCUCAGCUGUCAUUUUUGCAUAAAUCAACAAGCUUAUUUUGAGAUUCACCUGGAAAUUCCAAGGAACUCGGGGUAAAAUAAGAAAUAGAUUUGGUCUUCAACCAAAGCUCCUAAACCCUUGGAAUUUCCUGAGUGAUAGGAGUGUCUUUUGUCAUUGAUAAGGAGCUCCUUUUGAGCUUACCUGAAUUUAUGCUAAUUCGUGGCUUAGGGUGGGGCUCCUAGAUGGUCUCCAGAUAAGACUGGUGAACAUAUCAAACAAGGGAGUAGAGGAUUAAAACUGUCUUUUUUUUUUUUUUAAUGUUUAUUUCUUUUUGAGGGAGGGGUGGGAGGGGCAGAGAGAGAGGGAGACACAGAAUCUGAAGCAGGCUCCAGGCUUUGAGCUUAAUCAACUGAGCCACCCAGGAGCCCCAAGGAUUAAAACUUUCAUCAACAAUAGCCAGACUAU